Molecule: messenger RNA, 798 nt
Organism: Schistosoma rodhaini
Lineage: Eukaryota; Metazoa; Platyhelminthes; Trematoda; Strigeidida; Schistosomatidae
Source: the annotation of a GenBank genome assembly
AUGAUAAUUAACGUACACUGUCUUAUAUUUCAGAAUGUGGACAAAACCUUGCUUAACAGGACUUUUGUUCGUAGUUCAGUGUCGGAAACACUAAGGUGUCCUGAAACUAGAACAAAUGCGUCUCCAAAAGUUGAAAACAUUAAUCUCUUUGGCCGAGAGAUAAAAAAUUUCUAUGAAUCUCUUACACAGUGCGUAACUCAAAAAAUUGAAUACUCACCACUUGAUUCAAAUUUAAUUAAAUGUUCCGUAUGUGGUGGCUCUUUUAAUGAUUUUAAGAAACACGUUUCAUCUAUUGGUCAUCAAGUAGCUGAGAUGUCAAGCAAAAGUUCGAAACCAUCGCCGCUGUUAAUUCCUCCUUCAAAUAAAGGUUAUCAACUUUUAAGUAGAAUAGGUUGGCGUGAUGCUGCCCUCGAUCCAGAAUGUGAAGAACUGAAGACUUUGAAAAUACUAUCUGACAAUUCAACUAACGAGUCUAAAUCACAUUUCUGCAUUAAAAACGGCGGUUUGGGUGCUCUCAGACAAGGUCGACGCUUUCCUGUAGCAACUGUCUUAAAACGUGAUCGUCUUGGUUUUGGAUGGCCAAAUACAACAAAUACUGCAAGAAUUACACAUUUCAACCCAGGUGAUUUAAAAGCAGUUGAACAUCCUAAGGAUGUGAGACGACUUCGUCACUCAUCCAUUAAAAUGGACUCGAAAUAUUUGAUAAGAAAAAUGAAUUUAGAGAAGAAAAAAGAACGUAUUAUAAGACAAGGGUUUAAUUUGACUGAUGAACAGUUAGCUUUGCUUUAUGACAAAUAA